This is a messenger RNA of Symbiodinium sp. CCMP2592, 216 nucleotides long. The record is from the annotation of a GenBank genome assembly. NCBI's taxonomy places the organism in Eukaryota, Dinophyceae, Suessiales, Symbiodiniaceae.
AUGUACCGCCGCCGUGUUUUGGGAGCUACACUCAGCGAGGCGGGGUGCCAAGAGCCCCACAGCUCGCACAGCUCGCAAUCUCGCGAUGGAUAUGAGGAGUCGGAGAAGAAGGCCUUUUAUGAUGGUUGCCCGACCAAUGCGCAGGGCGCCGGAGGAGGCUUUCAGGGAUUUUUGGCUGAUUUUGCUGCAUAUCUGGUGCUGGGACGAUUCGUGUAG